AAGUGGUCAAAGGAUCAAAAGUCAAAACUAAUACCGCCAUUUCUUAUUUGCCUCUCUCUCUCUCUCUCCUCUUCCACCUAAUGACGUUCGUCUCAUCAUCCCAUUUCGAUUGUCGACACAAAUCCAUCCCCAUUGUUACGCGAAAUUGAUGUUUUUGUUCAGAUGAAUUCGGGGUUUCCGGCUUUCGUUUUCGUAUUCUCGAUCUUUCUUAGCUGUUUUCCUGGGUAUUUAUCAGCUGCAGUAGUCACUCUUCAGUCAAUUCAAAUAUACCGAACUCAUGACUGGUUACAUAGACCGACAAUAUAUUUCCACUGCAAGGGAGAGAAUAAGACUGUUCUGCCGGAUGUGAAGAAGGUCAACACUUCAUAUACUUUUAAAGGGGAAGAAUCCUGGCAGCCUUUGACAGAAUUUUCAAGUACGAAGUGCAAGAGAUGUGGAAUCUAUGAGGACGGCUUUUUUACUGAUGAUAAAUUUGAUGAAUGGGAGUUUUGUCCUUCGGACUUUACAGCUGGUGAGGGAAGAUAUACUCUUGUAAAAGGAGGAGAGUUCAAUGCGACUUUCAUUUGUUCAACAUGUGUAGAUAUCGGUGCAGAUAAUGCUGUUCCUCGUUCAGAUACUAAAGGAAACCGAAUAAGUGUUGCUAUAGUUGUACUUAUCAGUGCUGCAGUUACUACAGUAGUUAUAGUAGUCUUCAUCGGAGGUUACAAGUAUUGGCAAAAGAAGAAGAGGCGUCAUGAGCAAGCACGUUUUAUGAAGCUGUUUGAGGAGCAUGAUGAUAUUGAAGAUGAAUUAGGUCUUAGAGAUGUUAUAUGACAGACAUCACUGUUCCGCGCCUGAACUUACUUGUAUAGCAUACAACUUUUAUGAUUGUCAUUUCUACCACAGAAAUACAUGCUUGCAUGUUUCGGAUGUGCUCCUCUUUUUCAAAAACCAUACAACCACACUGAGAUUUACCUCCUAGUUUAUCCUGUGGCAUUUCAAUAUUUGUUUUAGGGUUUAUGAAGAUCACAAGCUGUCAAUGAAAUCUCAGGGAAUUGCUCA
Messenger RNA from Spinacia oleracea (spinach), 1041 nucleotides. RefSeq lists its product as uncharacterized. The record is from RefSeq and is a predicted model, not a curated record. The coding region runs from base 163 to 813 and encodes 216 amino acids. The transcript is spliced from 4 exons. Lineage: Eukaryota; Viridiplantae; Streptophyta; Magnoliopsida; Caryophyllales; Amaranthaceae.